AUGGGAAGUUACAAGAGUUGGGUUGCUUGGGCAACUGUGAGUUGCCUCGUUCUUUCUGUAUCUAGCCUCAAUGGAGGUGGAUACGGUGGCGGCGGAGGAGGAUAUGGUGGUGGAGGCCACGGUGGCGGUGGAGGAGGAUAUGGCGGUGGAGGUGGUGGCGGCUAUGGUGGAGGAGGUGGAAAAGGAGGCGGAGGAGGUGACACUGUUUUUGUUGCCGUACCUAUUCAAUCUAUAAGUGGCGGACAUGGAGGAGGUGCCGGAGGCUUUGGUGGCAGUGGAGGAUACGGCAGUGGAGGAUACGGUGGUGGUGGAAAGGGAGGAUUCGGAGGAGGUGGAGGAGGUGGUGGAGGAAAAGGAGGAUUCGGAGGAGGUGGAGGAGGAUACGGUGGCGGAGGAUACGGAGGAGGUGGAGGAGGAUACGGUGGCGGAGGACACGGAGGAGGUGGAGGAGGAUACGGUGGAGGAGGACACGGAGGAGGAUUUGGUGGAGGCUAUGGAGGUGGCAGCGGUGGUGGAAAAGGAGGUAGCGGAGGAGUAGCUAUCGUCGGCAUCAGUUUGUCUCAACUUGGAGGAGGAGGAGGAGGCGGCCACGGAGGUGGUGGUGGAGGAUAUGGAGGAGGAGGAUUUGGAGCUGGUAGUGGAGGAGGAUACGGAGGUGGUAAAGGAUCCGGUAGUGGUUAUGGAGGAGGAUCUGGAGGUGGUUAUGGCGGAGGAUCAGGAAGUGGUUAUGGAGGAGGGUCUGGAUUUGGAAAAGGAAGUGGCAGUGGAUUUGGAGGAGGUUCUGGAUUUGGUAAAGGAGGGGGUGGAGGAUAUGGAGGAGGUGCCGGAGGAUAUGGAGGCGGUGCCGGAGGAUAUGGAGGCGGUGCUGGAGGAUACGGUGGUGGUGGAAAAGGAAGUGGAGGAUACUAUUGAAGAGACAGAUCUUAAAGGAGAAGCACUAACAGUGAACUCUUGUCACUUAAAAAAAUAUCCACUUCUGCAGUUGUCCACUACACAGCGCCCAGACAACUCUGUCUAUCUCAUGAAAUGUAAAAAUGCCAUUCGUUCAUG
Argiope bruennichi is the source of this 1050-nucleotide messenger RNA. RefSeq lists its product as uncharacterized. NCBI's taxonomy places the organism in Eukaryota, Metazoa, Arthropoda, Arachnida, Araneae, Araneidae. The record is from RefSeq and is a predicted model, not a curated record. The transcript has 4 exons. The coding region runs from base 1 to 912 and encodes 303 amino acids.